AUGGCGGCGGCAGCGGAAAAACUGCUCAAACAAAUUGACGACGAGCAUUUGACAUGUCAAAUAUGUUUUGAGAGAUUUAAAGACGCCAGAAUGUUGCCAUGUCAACAUCAUUUCUGUGAACAGUGUUUAGUGGCGUUGGUGAAGACGAGACGGAAAGCGAACUGUCCAACCUGCCGAGCGGAAUUCAAAAUGUCUGGUAAUAUCUCAUCUUUGCCAAAAAGCAUUCACGUGAAUGCCUUGUCAGAAGUAAUGUCUCGCGAGAAAGGUGACGUGCAGACAGUUUUAUGUGAUGGAUGCGAGGAGUCUAUUACAGCAUGGCGUUGUAUCGAAUGUGCCAUGAAUCUUUGUACUACCUGUGGAAAAACUCAUACCAAAGUCAAAUCAACGCAAAACCACAGACUGAUAACAUUUGCCCAGUACCGGAUAGCUGUUCUGAAAGACCCAUGUUUUGAUAACCAGAUACAUCUGUGUGAUGCCCAUGAAGGCUGUCGUCUGAAACUGUACUGUAAAAUUUGUAAAAUUCCCAUCUGUGCUGAGUGUGCAGUGGCUCUUCAUAAAGGCCAUACUUAUAUUUACUUGCAAGAAGCCAAGGAUGAAAUAGUUGCCGAUUUAGAAGUUCUCAAAAAACAACUUAACACUAAAAUGAAACUCCUGGAUGCCCAUACAAGACAAGUUCGAUAUGCAAUGACUGUCAUGACGUCCACUCUUAGCGACGAAGAGAUGAAAAUAAAGGCACAUACCAAGAACAUGUUACAGAGAAUACGAGAGAAAAUAAAGGAGAUUGAGAAUCAGUUAAACAACGAGUCAACGAUGAAAAUCAAUCAUCUAAAAGAGGAGAGAGACUCAAACCGAAAAAUGUUAGAAAGUCGUAUUGAUGAUAUAACAUCAAUAAAAGAAAAUGUCUUGACAACGAUGGCUUCCCUGGAUCAUGUAAUACAGGACGGAGAUCCAUGUAAACUGAUAUUGACAAAGGAUGGAUUACUGAAGAGAGUUGAUGAGGUUUUGUUCCUAUCAGAGCUUACUGUAGUUGACAAAUUAGAGUUAUCAGAAUUUAACUGCAGUGACACAUUUGAAUCAACUCUCACUGAACAUGAUGUUUCCAUUGGAACAUUCAAAUCGACUACAGUACAGAUAUCUAGAAUUGACUUUCCUGAUGAUAGCAGAGAUGAAAUAGACCAAAGAGACGUAUUGGUGGGGAAUGAGGACGUUAACGACAUGAAGACAUUGAACACUUUACCUGAUUUAGAAAAUCAGAGAACUGUAAUAGCGGAACUUUUGAAAAUUAAAUUUCGGAAAGGUGAUGUUUGGUAUUUAGUUGAUGCAACAUGGUUAAAGCAGUGGAAGAGCUAUGUUGGGUAUGAAUGCUGGAAUAAAUACCAAAUGGGACAUCAGUCUUUGUAUCCCGGACCCAUUGAUAACUCAGAUCUGUUUAAGAAAACUGUUGAUGGAACACACCUGUUUGAUGGGUUAGACUAUGCAUUACUUCCAAUUCAGGCCUGGGAGAAGCUGGUCGAAUGGUAUGGUGUGGUAAAAGAUCAAAGACCUAUUGUCAGGAACGUCAUUGAGCAAGGAUAUUAUGCAAAGCACUUGGAAGUUGAAGUCAAUCUCUUGAAAUUAAAACUGUGUGAGACAAUUGAUGCAGAUGAAUAUGUGGUUAAAAAUUACAGUAAGGCAGACACAGUUGAAUCCAUUGAAAAUGAAAUGCGAAGCAUGUUUGACAUUAACGAUGACAAAAUCACCCGGAUAUGUUGUAAAUACAGUGGCGGUAAAUAUCGAUGUUUGACAGACAGACAACUAACACUAGAGGCAUCCAAUCUACGUGAUGGCUACAUAGUAUUUAUUGAAAAACAAAAUGAAGACGGGACCUGGAAACUGUAA
Saccoglossus kowalevskii is the source of this 1878-nucleotide messenger RNA. RefSeq lists its product as uncharacterized. The record is from RefSeq and is a predicted model, not a curated record. Lineage: Eukaryota; Metazoa; Hemichordata; Enteropneusta; Harrimaniidae.